Xenopus laevis (African clawed frog) is the source of this 2213-nucleotide messenger RNA. RefSeq names its product hydrogen voltage gated channel 1 S homeolog (gene hvcn1.S). The transcript has 6 exons. NCBI's taxonomy places the organism in Eukaryota, Metazoa, Chordata, Amphibia, Anura, Pipidae. Gene Ontology annotation, biological process: transmembrane transport; response to zinc ion; monoatomic ion transport. The record is from RefSeq and is a predicted model, not a curated record. Gene Ontology annotation, molecular function: monoatomic ion channel activity; voltage-gated proton channel activity. The coding region runs from base 470 to 1162 and encodes 230 amino acids. Gene Ontology annotation, cellular component: plasma membrane; membrane.
AAAAAAAUGUUGUCUCUCUUUUUACUUCCAAAAUGUUGGAAGGUAUGAGAUAGUAAGUAAAACUGUGCCUAUUGUGUUGAGGGAAAUAGCCUCUGGGAAGGACUAGUGCUGUCGGAUCGCAGACGUGCGAGUUAUAGUAGUUGUAGUAGUUGUAGUAGCAGUGAGAGAGGGAUAAUAGGGAGGUGAGAAGUAUUUUGCUGACAGUACACUUGGCUGCUGCCAGUUGAAGAAAUAGUAACGGGGAGGGAGCUGAGAGGAAGUGCUGUUAGUGGGAUUCAUCCGCUGAGCACAAAACUAUUCAGUAGGUAAAUUGCAAGUGCAGGGCCAGGGGAGCGCAAGGAGCAGCGAUCGUACAAGUGGUUGAACUAUUGCGCUGGAGCUACAACAAGCCGGCUUGAACAGUCCCGGAUAGGUGUGUCCAUCAUCAGUUCUGGUUUACAGUGUGAUGCGCAUUUAGAGGACUUAUAAAAUGGCUGGGUGUCUGCGCCAUUUUACCUCCGUGGGAGAUGACACAAAAAAAAGGGAAUGGAAGGAAGAAGAUGUAGAAGUGGCACAUGAAGAAGAAAAGAAGAAUACUCCCCAUCCGUUCAUAGCCUCAUACAGUUUAAGGGGAGCCCUUAAAUGGUUAUUUAGCUCUCACAAAUUUCAGAUUGUGAUUAUUUCCCUUGUAAUCCUUGAUGCAUUGUUUGUACUUGUUGAGGUUCUUCUGGAUCUGGAGCUGUUGGCUGAAAAAGUUGACCACAUUAUUCCUGAGAUAUUUCAUUAUUUGAGCGUUUCUGUCUUGUCCUUUUUCAUUUUGGAAAUUGCUGGUAAAUUAUACGCUUUUCGCCUGGAGUUCUUUCAUCACAAGUUUGAAGUAUUUGAUGCAGCUAUUGUUGUGAUCUCGUUCAUCAUUGACAUUGUCUAUAUCUCUCGAGAAGAUAUUUUCAAUGCUGUUGGGCUACUGAUUCUCCUUCGGCUUUGGAGAGUUGCAAGAAUUGUGAAUGGUGUAAUUGUGUCUGUGAAGUCCCGAGCAGAGGAGAAAAUUCAUAAACUGGAAGAAAACCAGCGGUCACUGCUUGAGAAAGUUACACAACUGGAGCAGCAAAGUGCCCAACAGGAACAAGAGAUUGCCAGACUUCAGAAGUUACUGAAGCAGCACAACGUAUUUCCUGAUUCCUAAGACAGAAUUGCUUCCUCGGCUCUAGCUGCAGCCAUGGCAUUUGGUUUUAGGACCUUAAAGUUUGUUUAAUGAAUACAGUAUGUUACGUGUUAAAAAAUAGACAAUAAUCAUCUUUAUUACAAAAGGUAGAUAAAUACACAUUUACAGAAGUUUAAAAAAAUAAACAAACUGGAGAAUCUUAUAUAAAUAAUCAGUUCAGUGUUUCAGUUUUAGGUCGAUGCUUUAGAUACUGUGAGACAAAUCUACUCUGAAGACACCUGUAGGGGUAAAUUUUGAAAAAGUGUUCAAAAUUGCAUUUACUUGGCAUUAUAUAUGUAUGAGGUUAAUGGCUCAAAAAGGCAUCCCAAACAGCCCUCCACAGAUCUACAUUACAAACGCUUGUCACAUAUGUAGAAGUGUUGGUUGUUGUAGGUUUAUUGCAACACAAGUCCGUGGAGACUGUUUCCAGUGCUUUAAUGAAACGAUUUUGGGUUACUUAAGCUGUCCUGUGUACCCUAAAGGAUUGUAAGGAGGCUCAUAUAGGCUACAUCACUUCUUAAAUCAGAUUCUUACACAGAGACAGCUUCCAUAACAAACUAGCCAUUUAGCUGGCCUCCGCUCAGUGUCAGAUUUCAGCACGAAUAUGCUAGAAUAGGCAUUUUUGCACCAAAAUCCACUCUGUGUGUCUGCACUAGGCCAAUGCAGUGCCUCUCGGGGCAGACACAGGAGCAAGCGAAGGCCAGCGGUUCAGCUGAUUAAAUGUAAGCUGAGAAUCAGCCCCUUGAGGCCUUAGCUUUAGGCUUUUGAUAGCCACUCUACUUCUGGAGCCUUCAUUUCCCAGUCCAUUCAAUUUUCCUCCACAGAAUCUACAAAGGGUCAUUCUGUAUUAGAUUGUUCUAUAGUUACUCUUAUUUCCUUCAUAUUCCCAUAAGCACAACAAUGCACACUUGAGAUUUUAAAUGUGUAAUUUCCAGAUUUUAUUGCAUUUGUAACCAUUGUGUUUGCCUUGCUUGCUAUUUUGUUCUGUGAAAAAGUUGGAAUUUUAUGAAAUAAUACAUUUUAAAAUGUUAAA